AUGGUGUCUCUUGUGCUUGCGCUUGUGUCUUCUUCUCCUGUGCCUGUGGGGAGGAGGUUCUGGCGUGUCAUCUUCGGGAGCUGGUGCUGGUGUGCUGGUGCUGGUGCUUUUUUGGCUGGUGCUGGCGCUGUUGGUGCUUCGGCUGGUGUUGGGGAUACUUUCGGAGCAGGCAAUAGUGGUGAAUCAGCUGGUGGUAAUGGCAGCGGUGGGGGUGAAAUAGGUGCUUCUUUUGGUGGUUGUGGUGGUGGGAUUUUGGGGGAUGGGGGUUUUGGACUUAAUGCUGGUGUAAUCUUGGGAACAGGUGGUUUCACAGGUGCUAUUUUUGGAGGUGUUGUUUUGGGAACGGGUGGUUUCACAGGAGUGGCGGUUGGUGGUAAAUCCUUGGGAACUGGUAAUUUAACUGGAGCAGAUGAUGGGGGUAAAAGCUUGGGAUCAGGUAAUUUCACAGGAGCAGAUGUUGGAGAAAUCACUUUUGGAAUUGGUGAUUUCACAGGAGCAGAUGUUGGAGAUGUUACUUUUGGAAUUGGUGUUUUCACAGGAGCAGAGAUUGGAGAUGUAACUUUUGGAACUGGUAAUUUCGCAGGAGCAGAUGAUGUUGGGGAUGUAGCCUUGGGGAGCGGUGAUUUCACAGGAGCAGACGAUGUUGGAGAUGUAGCCUUGGGGACUGGUGAUUUCACAGGAGCAGACGAUGUUGGGGAUGUAGCCUUGGGGACUGGUGAUUUCACAGGAGCAGAUGAUGUUGGAGAUGUCGCCUUGGGGAGCGGUGAUUUCACAGGAGCAGACGAUGUUGGGGAAGUAGCCUUGGGGACUGGUGAUUUCACAGGAGCAGAUGAUGUUGGAGAUGUCGCCUUGGGGAGCGGUGAUUUCACAGGAGCAGACGAUGUUGGGGAUGUAGCCUUGGGCACUGGUGAUUUCACAGGAGCAGAUGAUGUUGGAGAUGUAGCCUUGGGGACUGGUGAUUUCACAGGAGCAGAUGACGUUGGAGAUAAAACCUUAGGAACUGGUGAUUUCACAGGUGCAGUUGAUGUUGGAGAUGCAACCUUGGGAACCGGUGAUUUACUAGAAGUGGGAGAAGUCGCGACUGGUGGUUUCAUUGAGGGAAGAGGGGUUGCUAUAACAAUUGGUGGUUUUGUGGCAGAAAUGGGGGAAGCCGUGGUUGGCAAUUUGGAGGGUGCAGAUGCGGUUGCUGGUGUUGGCUUGCUAGUUGCAGUGGGAGAAGUUGCUGCUGGUGGUUUCUGCGAAGUGGCAGGAGUUGCAGCCACAACAGGAGGUUGUUUGGCUACUGAUGGUGCAAUUGGAGUAGUUGUUGGCAAUGUAGAGGGUGCAUUUGGGGUUGUGGUUGGCAAUGCAGAGGGGGCAGUUGGGGUUGUGGUUGGCAAUGCUGAAGGUGCAUUUGGGGUUGCUGUUGGCAAUGUAGAAGGUGCAUUUGGGGUUGUGGUUGGCAAUGCAGAGGGUGCAUUUGGGGUUGUGGUUGGCAGUGCUGAAGGUGCAUUUGGGGUUGCUGUUGGCAAUGUAGAAGGUGCAUUUGGGGUUGUGGUUGGCAAUGUUGAUGGUGCAUUUGGGGUUGUGGAUGGCAAUGUAGAGGGUGCAUUUGGAGUUGUAGAUGGCAAUGCAGAGGGAGCAUUUGAGGUUGUAGUUGGCCAUGUAGAAGGUGUACUUGGGGUUGAAGGUUGCCAAUUGGAGGGGGUACCUGCUGGUGCUUGGGCAUUGAUUGUGGCUAGCGGGUAA
Sphenostylis stenocarpa is the source of this 1728-nucleotide messenger RNA. NCBI's taxonomy places the organism in Eukaryota, Viridiplantae, Streptophyta, Magnoliopsida, Fabales, Fabaceae. The record is from the annotation of a GenBank genome assembly.